CUGCGCGCUGGCUAUAUGGGAGCUGGGCCACUGCGACCCCCGGCGCUGCACCGGCCGGAAGCUGGCCCGCCUGGGCCUGGUGCGCCGCCUGCGCCUGGGCUGCAGGUUCGGAGGCCUGGUGCUCAGCCCCGUGGGCGCACAGUACGUGUCGCCCGCAGACAGCUGGUGGCACAGUGUGGGGUCGCUGUCAUCGACUGCUCCUGGGCCAGACUGGACGAGACGCCAUUUGGGAAGAUGCGAGGGAGCCACUUGCGGUUGCUGCCCUACUUGGUGGCUGCCAACCCUGUGAACUAUGGCCGGCCUUGCAAACUUUCCUGCGUGGAAGCUUUUGCGGCCACCUUCUGCAUCAUAGGCUUUUCAGACCUUGCUAUUAUUUUGCUGCGGAAGUUUAAGUGGGGCAAGGGCUUCCUGGACCUGAACCGCCAGCUCCUGGACAAGUAUUCUGCGUGCGGUGGCCCGGAGGAGGUGCUGCAGGCCGAGCAGGAGUUCCUGAUGGGCACCAAGGAGAGCCCCAAGGAGGAGGAAAUCGACCCCUUUGAUGUGGAUUCAGGGCGAGAGUUUGCAAACCCCAACAGGCCCAUGCCCAGCACCCGGCUGCCCACAAAUGCUGAUGACAGCAACGAGUCUGAAGAGCAAGGGCCUGAUGCUGAGGACGAUGGAGACAGCAGCAGCUGCCCCGAGGAGGAAGAGACCCUGGAGGAAGGGGCUGCAGCCAUGGCCCCAGCUAGGGUCUGGAAAGGAAUCAAGAAACGGCAGAGAGACUGAAGGUUGCAGACAUAUGUAUUUUUGAGGCUGGGUAAUGACAUCUAGAGAUAGUAGUGACACACAUGAGGACACAGGUAGGCCUGGACCCUCCAGGUUCUGUCCAAUGCUUCUGGCAGCCUUGCCCUGCGUCCUGCCUUGGAGCUCUCUCAAUGAAACUGCAGGACAAGCAGUA
This is a messenger RNA of Galeopterus variegatus (Sunda flying lemur), 937 nucleotides long. It is a transcript of the gene TSR3, whose product is annotated as TSR3, 20S rRNA accumulation, homolog (S. cerevisiae). Bases 16 to 765 code for a protein of 249 amino acids. Gene Ontology annotation, biological process: maturation of SSU-rRNA. The transcript is spliced from 5 exons. The record is from RefSeq and is a predicted model, not a curated record. Lineage: Eukaryota; Metazoa; Chordata; Mammalia; Dermoptera; Cynocephalidae. Gene Ontology annotation, molecular function: rRNA small subunit aminocarboxypropyltransferase activity.